Vigna radiata var. radiata (mung bean) is the source of this 2448-nucleotide messenger RNA. RefSeq lists its product as uncharacterized. Gene Ontology annotation, biological process: peptidyl-lysine monomethylation. The transcript has 12 exons. Gene Ontology annotation, cellular component: nucleus. Bases 325 to 1977 code for a protein of 550 amino acids. Gene Ontology annotation, molecular function: protein binding; protein-lysine N-methyltransferase activity. The record is from RefSeq and is a predicted model, not a curated record. NCBI's taxonomy places the organism in Eukaryota, Viridiplantae, Streptophyta, Magnoliopsida, Fabales, Fabaceae.
AUCGUGGAGAGAUUGUCUUCUAGUGCAGCGGCUCCAUUGUAAAUUACUGUAACGUCAUGGAUCGAACGAUGAGUAUGCACAGCAACUUUUAACCGUUGGAUCAAUUUAUUUUUUGAAGAUGCGAGGGCAAAGGUUCAAAUGGGCUACAUUUUGUGCUUCGCUACUGUCACCAGCUUUUGCUCAUUUUUUGCCGCUCAAAUUCUGUUACUCGCUUUGUUGGCGGCUUCAGUUGGAAGAGAACGACGAAGUGAGCAUCGUACUAUUCUCUGACGCUAGCGCGAUUUCUUUUGGAGCCUUUCGUGUCGUGUCACUGCAGCUGCAGUAAUGGAUACUGACGAGGAGUGCUCAAUUGUUCUUGAAUUACCUGAAACGGAUACUUUCUUUGACAAAAAGAAGAAAUUACUACAAAGUAAGGGUUUUAGUCCCAAAGAACGGAUAUGCCUCAGGAGCUCUUCAAAACCUGACUGGAUGAGUGCUACUGUGGAGGUGUUACUUCAGAUUGCUCGGAUCAUACAAUUAAAUGAGCUGGAACUUUAUUUUGCUGAAGAGGACAUAUGCAUGUCGAUGGAAUUUUACAGUCUCAGGAAUGAGUUGGAGGCUCUCAAUUCAAUUGUUUUGCUCACUGACAUAUCACUUUCUAGAUGUUCACAUCUCAAUAAAAAUAUCCUGCAAGGGUUACGCCAAACAAUUCUUGAUUUAAUUACUGAUUUGGGGGUCAAAAACAGUGUGACGGGGGGAGUAGUUCAAAAAGACCAUAGUUGUGACCAAGAAGAACGCUUGAUAGAAUGGGGUGAAAGCAAUGGCGUAAAGACACAGUUAAAAAUAGCUUAUAUUGAAGGAGCUGGUCGAGGUGCAAUAGCAAGGAAAGAUCUAAACGUUGGAGACAUUGCUUUGGAAAUUCCUGUGUCAAUUAUCAUUUCUGAGGAGCUUAUUCAUGAAACUGAAAUGUAUGGUGUCUUAAAAGAAAUUGACGGCAUAUCAUCUGAGACAAUAUUGCUAUUAUGGAGUAUGAAAGAAAAGUACAACAGUGAUUCAAAAUUCAAAAUUUAUUUUGACACACUCCCAGAAAAAUUUAAUACAGGUUUGAGUUUCAGCAUUGAAGCAAUUACAGUGUUAGACGGAACCUUGCUGUUGGAAGAGUUAAUGCAAGCAAGACAGCACCUGCAUGCUCAAUAUGAUGAGUUGUUCCCUGCUCUGUGCAAUACUUUUCCUGAUAUAUUUCCACCAGAGCUGUACACAUGGGAGAAAUUUUUAUGGGCUUGUGAACUUUGGUAUUCUAAUAGCAUGAAGAUAAUGUAUUCCGAUGGAAAGAUAAAAACAUGCUUGAUCCCUAUUGCUGGAUUUCUCAAUCAUUCACUGUGCCCGCAUGUCAUGCACUAUGGCCAAGUGGAUCCUGCAAAAAAUUCACUGAAAUUUUGUCUAUCAAGACCAUGCAAAUCUGGAGAGGAAUGCUGCUUAAGCUACGGCAACUUCUCCAGCUCUCAUCUAAUAACCUUUUAUGGUUUUUUACCACAAGGAGACAACCCAUAUGAUGUUAUUCCGUUAGACAUUGACGGUGCCGACGUUGAUUCUCAUGAGAAUAUACCCAAGUCCAACUGGACGAGUCACAUGGUGCGUGGUACCUGGCUCUCCAGGGAUCACAAGAUAUUCUACUAUGGUCUCCCCUCACCAUUAUUGGACCAUCUUCGGAGAUCUCGAAGUCCAAUGCUGCGAACAAAGACCUUUUUGCAAGAAAACUUGGAAAAUGAGCUGGAAGUUCUUGAAAAUCUCAAAGAUAUCUUCGAUGACAUGAUUGAAAAUAUGGGCGAAAUCGAUCUUAAUGACAGAGAAAACUGCUGUUGGGAUGAAAAAUUGGCUAUGGAUUUUAAAAGUACACAAAGACGAAUUGCCUGUUCUGUUUCAACCUCGUGUCUCGCUGGUAUGGAUAUGUUAAAGAACGAACUAUGCAAGUGCAUGGCUGAGGACAUCCUAGGCUAAUUGAACAUGUUGGACAUUGUGCCUUUAAGAAGACGGUCGUUUGGACCUUGUAGCGUAACAAUCAUUUUGUACUAUAAAACUCCGUCAAUCUUUGCUGUCGUUGGCUAUGUGGUUGAAUUUGGACGCUCCAUUCUGACAAGACAGCACAGAAUUUCUUCUUUAGGUGAAAUGGAUGGUUCCACUUCCUGAUUUUUUUUUUUCAGGGAGAAGGAAGUUGUUUGGCGUAAUUGCUGGCUCCACGUGUUUCUUUAGUGCUAACUAAUGCAAAACCUACCAUCCAAAAUGCUUAGGAGGAAGAUUCGCCUAAAUAAUGGUAUGUGCAUUUGCAUUAUCUUUAAAAUAUGCGGUCCAGAAAGUCCUAUAUCAAUCAAUUAAAUCGGCAAGCAUACUUAGUAUAAAUUUAUGUUGAAUGACUUUUUGUUGAUGUUCUGACACGUUUAUAUUUAUUAUUUUAUAGUAUUUAUUAAAUCA